Molecule: messenger RNA, 2814 nt
Organism: Aspergillus aculeatus ATCC 16872
Lineage: Eukaryota; Fungi; Ascomycota; Eurotiomycetes; Eurotiales; Aspergillaceae
Exons: 3
Coding region: 1-2742 (913 amino acids)
Source: RefSeq, a predicted model, not a curated record
AUGGCGGAACAUCUGGAAAAGGCACGAGUCGGAUCAACUCCAAAUCCGCCUGAGAUUUCGAACCUGGAAAUACGAAAUACAUGGUCGGGUAAUUUCGAGGAUCCAGUGGCCGUAAGAAUCUCCCUGGAGCAACCGGGUCAUAUGAGCACACAGGUCCAGUGUCUUCCCAACACGCAGUUUCAGCUUCUGAACACAAAGCACUCGGCCAUUUCCCUUAUCAGCACUUCUGUAACCCGCGUCCAUUCGGACCAUUUCGGUCAGAGCGAUCAGUCAAAAUAUGAAUAUCGUCCCCCCAGUCCCCUCUUUGCUUUCUCUUCAUCAUUGAUUGAGGACGAAGACAAUGGAGAGGAAACUAAGCUUGACUCGGGGAGAUCGUCUGUUUUUAACGCGGGGCAUGAGGCCAGCGACGUCGGAUCCCCCAAGGACGUUGUUGGGUCACCCAGCAACGAUCAGGUUGCGAAGGCCAGAUCUCACUCUGGUGGAGCCAGCCCUCGGUCAGAAAGACCCCGAGUUACACGUCUGAGGACGACGAGCCUUCAGGAAACACGCCGCCGACAUGCAUCACGUAGCACUCCCCCAAUGAAACCGCCGCCCAUAUGUCUAAACAUUGCUCGAUCUGAGGACCGCAACAACACCCAGAAUCUAGGGAAGCGAAGCGCUGCAGAUGCGUGUCUCCCGAGUUCCGCAUCAGACACGGAAAGUGAAGAUCUGAACGAGAAAGCAGUGGAACGCGGUGGUGCCUCGCACAAUGCUGUCUCUACCGGCCUUGCUCACAGACACAAAAGCCUAGCGAAAAGUCCACUUGCUGAGAAGAUGCAGAGGUUGAGAAGCAGGCUCUCCACUAGCUAUCGCUCUAACCAUUCGAGUCGAAGUUCUAGAUCUACAUCAAAGAUUGACAAACCAGUCGAACCAGUGCUCUCAGAUGCAUCAUCCGAUGCUGGCCUGGGUGCUUCGAGCUACAUCGAGGUUGGAGAAAAUGACCUUUCAAACACCACGGCUACUCUUAUCGAUCUUGAAGAAGUAGCUGCCACUACCGUGUUGCCUACGGGUAAACAACCAGACUCUGGUAAUGGCUCGAUCUUGCUGGCAAAAGACAUUAAAGGAGCAGCUGUCAGUAACGUUGCGCCUACGGAUAAGCAACCGGACUCUGGUAUUGACUCGAUCUUCACGGCAAGAGACAUCGAAGUCCUAGAAAAGUCCCUUUGGGAGCACGAGUCUUGGAGGCAUCAGAAAACCCGUGUCGAUAGCAACCUUCCACCCAUGGAAACAGUUCCAGACCAUAUAUGUAGUCAAGAAGCCCCAGCUACUCCCCUCAAAUAUAAGCAACGGUCACUGUUCGGUGGCACAGACGGAGCGGCGGACACUGAAUCGAUGCAUGGAUCUUUGCACAGUGACGAAACCCUCCGAGAAUCUCGCCAUCCACUCACAGAUCCUGAGCACGAUAGGAUGACCACAGAAGCCCAAAGCCCCAUCACAAACUCGACCUCGGCCAAGCCUGGAUCCCCAGAGCCUACCAUCUCGGAGCAUCCAACCGAUGACUCUGAGAAAAACCCCGAUUCACCGCAGCCGGAGGUAUUUGCUGAACCGGAACUGAUUCUCAUCAAUGACAUCUUGUUUGUCAAAAGCCCUCCCAACAUAACACCAGUGCCAUACAAGAUGGUUCUCACCUUGACCAUCAAGCUUCAGAAAGGAGCACCAAGUGGCUGGAGCUAUCUGGUCAUCCCGGGGUUGCCUAGGCUGGGAAAGGAUGAAAUCGGGGUCUUGCUCUUUCAGAUUCCGGCAAAUCACGGGCUUGAGUUUCGAAUCACGAACCUGGGAAGGUACAAGAUGGUGGAGAAUUGCUUUCUGGCGGAGUUAGUCUAUCGUGGAGACAUUAUGAUACCUCUUCGACGGUGCGACCAGAAUUUCUACGGCAUUAUCAAAGGUUUCACUGUGGACCAAGAGAUCAAAGCGGAGAUCAUGCCUUGCUCUGGCGCCGCGGAAGGCACUCGCGACCGCCAGAAAGCUAUUUGCAUUCAGUACCAGGCAUUCUGCUCGGUGAAGCUUCACAAUCGUUGCUUCUGCGCUGAGAAAUGCUGUGUGUUACUAUCAAUAGAUGGUGGGCCCGAAGGCUUCUUUCGAACCGAACUUGACACUCGAAAGACAGGGCUACAGGUGGUUCAGAUCGCGCCGGAACAUGACACGCCUCUGGGUACCUCGAUCCUACAAAUCAUCUGCCACCCGAAGAACUAUGAGAUGUUCUGCAUAAGCUGGACGGUCAAACUCUCUCACAACAACAAGAAGAAAGCAAGCAGCUGGCUUCCUAGAGUCUACCCUGGACCAUCCGGUUCGAAUGAUCGUGCUAAGCAUUAUCUCAGAUACACUCACUUGGAACGAGGCGAUGAAUCUCCUUCUAAAAAUGCAGCAAAUCACCAUCCUGGAGAGUCUUCCAUGAAGGUAACGCCUGACGAUUCUGAGGCUGGCUUGCAGACACAGGAGCAGCCGCUGGAGCAUUCAUCGCAUUCCCAAGAGUCUGGCGCUGCAGAUGCUUCUCCAGUAGGGAGAAUAGACGAUGUAGUGAACAUUGGCGAAGCGACCUCCCUAAUGACGACAGGAGAAGUCACGGACGUCAGCGAAGAAGCUCAUGGAGCAGUUAGUGAUGUAGAUGGUGAGGAGGAGAUUAUAAAACGUGGCGAAGAUGCGAUAGCUGGUCAGAAUGAAAGGGUUUGCUGUGGGUGGCAUGUUUACUUCUGUUUGGCUUGACGACAUAUACAUCAACGCUCUCAGUCGUUCAAUUCGAGGCUCUUCGGAAUCGUCUGUCAUGCAUGAAGGGGG